Molecule: messenger RNA, 267 nt
Organism: Paracoccidioides brasiliensis Pb18
Product: 40S ribosomal protein S21
Exons: 2
Coding region: 1-267 (88 amino acids)
Biological process (GO): endonucleolytic cleavage to generate mature 3'-end of SSU-rRNA from (SSU-rRNA, 5.8S rRNA, LSU-rRNA); endonucleolytic cleavage in ITS1 to separate SSU-rRNA from 5.8S rRNA and LSU-rRNA from tricistronic rRNA transcript (SSU-rRNA, 5.8S rRNA, LSU-rRNA); translation
Cellular component (GO): cytosolic small ribosomal subunit; ribosome
Molecular function (GO): structural constituent of ribosome
Source: RefSeq, a predicted model, not a curated record
AUGGAGAACGAGAAGGGAAAAAUCGUCGACCUCUACGUGCCUCGCAAAUGCAGUGCCACCAAUCGCAUCAUCAAGGCCAAGGACCACGCCUCCGUGCAAAUCAGCAUUGCCAAAGUUGACGAGAAUGGCCGGUACACCGGCGAGAACCACGUAUAUGCCCUCUGCGGAUUCGUACGUGCCCGGGGAGAGAGCGACGACAGCUUGAACCGACUGGCGCAACGGGACGGGUUUUUGAAGAAUGUGUGGAGCGCGGCUUCUCAGCGCUAA